CCGUCUUCUGUUCCUGGUGCUGGCAUCUUUAAUGUGGGCACCCGGCUAUGACAGUUUGCGGCUUCACAGCCGGGUGCCCACUGCACAUGCGUGAGAAGCACAGCACUUUGUGAAUGGCCCCAUAGUCUUUUGGGACCUGUCACGUGUCCCAAAAGACUACGAGGAGGGAGGUAUGCAGUCUCUGUCUCCGGUAAUCUCCUGUACUGUGUCCGCAGUCUCUGGUCAUCUCCUGUACUAUGUCCACAGUCUCUGGUCAUCUCCUGUACUGUGUCUGCAGUCUCCGGUAAUCUCCUGUACUGUGUCCGCAGUCUCUGGUCAUCUCCUGUACUGUGUCCGCAGUCUCUGGUCAUCUCCUGUACUGUCUGCAGUCUCUUGUCAUCUCCUGUACUAU
Staurois parvus is the source of this 391-nucleotide messenger RNA. Lineage: Eukaryota; Metazoa; Chordata; Amphibia; Anura; Ranidae. The record is from the annotation of a GenBank genome assembly.